AUGAACAUUUUGAUAUCACUACUUCUUCCAAUAUUAUCAUCGUAUCCGGUGAUUAUCAGUGCCAUACAGCAACAGAAUUCACCUGGCAGGCCAAUUCCAUUAUUUUUACAAUGUGGAAAUUAUAUGUUUAAUAAUGAAACUUUAGGAAGAGUUGAUUCAAUUGAUUAUAAUCCACUUUUACGAUCAGAUGGACAUUUCGGCUAUCCGGGCCUUAAAAUACGAUUCAACAGGAAUGCAUUCAGUUAUGGUAGUUCAAUAAUUGCUCAAAUGUUAAAUCAACAAAUACGAAAUAUUCGAAUACCAUCAUUCACUCAAUGUCUACCGGAAGUUAAUGGAUGCGCCUAUCUUACAAAUAUUUUGGUGACAAAUUAUCAGUGUGCUCAACGUGUCGCAUUAUUUCCAAUUUCACAUAAUGAAAUUGCUCUUAAUAUUCAAAAUUUUGACCUAAGUCUAAGUGGACAACUUGGUGGACAAAUUGUUGUUUUAUUACCUUUACCACUUUGUGGAACAUUGUGCAUCGAUGCUAGACAGAUAUCAGUAUCACUACAAUUAGCAAUUGAACGAAAUGUGUACAAUAGCGCCGCAUAUAUUCGUAUGACAAAAUGUUCAUUAACAAUUGGUUAUUUAAAUAUACAUAUUGUUAAUGGUGGAUUAAUUGGUGAAGUUAUUAAUAACAAUUUUCGGAAUAAAAUUUUAUCACAAGCAUAUGCAGCAUUGCCAGAAAAAUUUUGCAAUAUGAUACAACCAUUGAUUGAUGAGCAUAUAAAUUCUCGACUAAUUAAUAUGCCACAAAGGAUUCCAAUUUCACAAAUGAUUUCAUAUGCAUCAUUCCUGAUCAAUAAACCGAAAAAGCUACCGGAAUACUGCUAUUCUGAAAUUUGCAAACGCUAUCAGUCCACCAAUAUAUCAUUAGCUAACAAAAAGCUUAAAACAAAAGCAAUCCAUUCAGCUGGUGUAUCAAACAUUGAUAAUUUUGAUCAGAAAGUAAUUGGCAGUAAUAAACCGUUAAUGAAAUCAGAAGAAAUGAGUGGUAGUAAUAAUACAAUACCGGAAAUUAUUAAAUUACCGAAUGUAACAGAUCAAAGAUUAUUGAUACCUGAAACAACAAUUGAGAAAUUUCCUCGAAAGAUUCAAAAGAAUUGGCAGAUUAGAAGAUGGCAAAGAGCGAAAAGAAAUAGUGGAAUAAUAAAUGUAAACAAUAAUAUUUGGCAACAAUGUGCCAAUUGUGAUUAUGAGAAAAGUGAGAUAAUAUCAUAUUAUUAUGAUACUGUUAUCAAUCAUAUUCAGAAUUGUGCUUCGGAUUUAGUUUUAGCAACGCAUUUUCUUGGUUCAUCAGCAACAAACUCUGACUUAACUCUAAAUUUCCUUGAAGAAAUUAGUCCAAAUGCGCGUGGUGGUACACCAUUUGCGCCACCUAUAUUACAAUAUCCUGUAUCAGAUAGUGGACAAAUGAUUGAUCUCCUUAUCAGUGAUUAUACACUCAAUACAUUACUCUAUCAUUUUCAUAGGAAAGGUAUUUUUGCAUUUCGAAUUGGUCCUGAAAUACCAGUUAUUGGUGAUUUAUUAAAUUUAACAUGCACAGCAGAAGAUAUCGAUUUCGAUUUAAGUCUUGAAUUACAGGAUAAUAAGGAUUUCGCAAAUGAGACAGCAUCAAAUGAAACGAAUUCGCAAACGAAAUCGCAAGAUAAUCGUAAGAAACGACAUACAGCAAUGGAUACUUUAAUCAAUUUUGGUAUAUGUCUAGGUGAUAUUGCACCCGGAAUUCGUGAAAGAAAUCCCGGAAAACGAACUUAUAUUAUAAUCAAAACAAAUCGAGCACCAUCUGUGCUAUUUCAAAAUGCUAAUAAAGGUACUAUUGUAAUUGAAUUUAUAAUAGAUGGGCUUAUUUUUUUGGAUGGUACCAAUAUAAAAGUUGGCCAUUUACAAAUUAGGACUGUUUCUGCAAUAGUGGCCCAGCUUAUAGCUAAUCGAAUUGUUGCCAAAGUACAAAUUGAACGGAUGGAAUUUAUUGAUAUUGAUAAAACAUUUGGCUUACCAUCUGAAGCAUUCACUAAUCUUUCUGAUUUAGCCCGAGGAAUUCUUACUAGGGCAAUAAAUAAAAAAUUAGCAAAUGGUAUUCCAUUAACAAUGCCACAAUUAGGCUUACCAAUUCAAUUUUCUAAUCUUCAUUUUCAAGUGAUCGAACAUGCUUUAUUAAUUUCCACCGAUGUUAGCAUUCCAUCUUUGACAUAUUAUUUACCAUAUCAAAGGUUUACCGGAUGUCCUUACUAUUAUCAAAUAUCAUAA
This is a messenger RNA of Brugia malayi, 2286 nucleotides long. RefSeq lists its product as uncharacterized. The coding region runs from base 1 to 2286 and encodes 761 amino acids. NCBI's taxonomy places the organism in Eukaryota, Metazoa, Nematoda, Chromadorea, Rhabditida, Onchocercidae. The record is from RefSeq and is a predicted model, not a curated record. Gene Ontology annotation, molecular function: lipid binding. The transcript is spliced from 14 exons.